This is a messenger RNA of Trichosurus vulpecula (common brushtail), 1548 nucleotides long. It is a transcript of the gene HSD3B2, whose product is annotated as hydroxy-delta-5-steroid dehydrogenase, 3 beta- and steroid delta-isomerase 2. The coding region runs from base 27 to 1160 and encodes 377 amino acids. NCBI's taxonomy places the organism in Eukaryota, Metazoa, Chordata, Mammalia, Diprotodontia, Phalangeridae. The record is from RefSeq and is a predicted model, not a curated record. Gene Ontology annotation, biological process: steroid biosynthetic process. The transcript has 3 exons. Gene Ontology annotation, molecular function: 3-beta-hydroxy-Delta5-steroid dehydrogenase (NAD+) activity.
UUUUCUGCCAAGAGGUAUUUGGUACUAUGCCAUCUACAGAGAGGUGGAGCUGUCUGGUGACAGGAGGAGGAGGAUUUCUGGGGCAGAGGAUUGUCCGAAUGUUGCUGGAGGAAGAAAAACAGCUGGAGGAGAUCCGGGUCCUGGACAAAGUCUUCAGUCCCCAGUUGCUAUUGGAAUUUUCAGAGCUCAAGCACAAGACCAAGGUGAUUGUGAUGGAAGGAGACAUUCUAGAUGAACAGUUCCUCCACAAGGCCUGCCAGGGCAUCACUGCCGUCAUUCACGCUGCAAGCAUCAUUGACACAGGACUAUGGCUCAGGAGAGAGGCCGUAAUGAAUGUCAAUUUGAAAGGUACUCAGCUCCUGUUGGAAGCCAGCAUCUCAGCUAGUGUGCCUGUCUUCCUCUAUACCAGCACCAUAGAAGUGGCCGGCCCCAACUCAUAUAGGAAGACCAUUCUAAAUGGGCGUGAGGGUGAUCUCCUUGAAAGCAAAUGGCACAAUGCAUAUCCCUAUAGCAAGAAGUUGGCUGAAAAGGCUGUGUUGGCAGUUGAUGGGCAGCUUCUUAGGAAUGGCGCCAUCAUGCACACCUGCUCCUUGAGACCUACAUACAUAUAUGGGGAAGAGAGCAUUUUUCUCCAAUAUGAAAUGACUAAAGCCCUUAACAAUGAUAAGACCAUUAAAAGGAGGAGGGAGGGUUCCAUGGCCAACCCAGUCUAUGUUGGAAAUGUGGCUUGGGCACACAUCCUGGCACUCAGAGCCCUGCGGGACUCUGAGAAGGCCCAAAGCAUUGGUGGUCAGUUCUAUUACAUUUCUGAUGAUACACCCCCCAAGAGCUAUUCUGACUUUAACUAUGAAUUGAGCAAGGAAUGGGGCUUCAAACUUGGAUCAAAAGUAGGCAUCCCUCUCACAUUACUAUAUUGGGCAGCUUUCCUAUUGGAGAUGAUAAGUUUAGUGCUAUACCCUAUUUUCAUUUAUGAACCUCCCCUCAAUCGCCAUUUGCUAACACUGACUAACAGUGUUUUUACCUUAUCCUACAAGAAAGCCAAAAAGGAUUUGGGUUAUGAGCCUCGCUUCAGCUGGCUAGAAGCCAAACAGAAAACCAGUCAGUGGAUAGGCACAUUGGUGACACAGCAGAGAGAGUAUCUGAAGACAAAGGCCUCCUGAUCUGGACACAAUUGGAAUGAGGGGGCAGGAGUUGAUGAAAUCACUGCUUUAGGUCCUUCCCUUAAUGGGGCAUAUUGUCCAUUGCCCUCCCUGAUUAGCAAACUUCUGUCAAUGCUUCACAAGCAGCCCUCUCUUCCUCCCCACCCAGUGAAGCCCCUAGAAGCCAGGAUGAAAAAGGGAAUACAAGCUCAUUUAUUCAGUUCAAGGCUUGUUUUCCAAGCUGCACAUCUUUUCUCUGAUAAAGAUAUUAGAAAAUGGCAAUGUUUCCAUGGCUUCCUCUUUCUUAUGUUUCUGUCCUACUCGUGGCAUGGCAUACUUUUGAAACCAUUUAUACACUAAGCUGUGCAAAACUUUUAAUUCAUAUUUAAUAAAGAUGAUGAAAAAUGUC